Molecule: messenger RNA, 1566 nt
Organism: Penicillium crustosum
Lineage: Eukaryota; Fungi; Ascomycota; Eurotiomycetes; Eurotiales; Aspergillaceae
Product: Proton-dependent oligopeptide transporter family
Exons: 9
Coding region: 1-1566 (521 amino acids)
Biological process (GO): transmembrane transport
Cellular component (GO): plasma membrane; fungal-type vacuole
Molecular function (GO): tripeptide transmembrane transporter activity; dipeptide transmembrane transporter activity
Source: RefSeq, a predicted model, not a curated record
AUGUCGGGCCCUGAGUCCGGUGUGCACGGCUCUGCGGAUACCACCGCAGAGCUUAACCUACAGCCACGUAUACCUACCCCCGCGGAUAACGAUGAUGGUCGCGUGGCCACCGAAGACGAAGUGCGCGAUCUCCUUCAUGUCGUUGACAAAGUUCCGGUUCGGCUCUGGGUAGCAUGCCUCGCGGGUAUUCUGGAACGCUUUGUCUGGUACGGGGCAACCGCUCCUAUACAAAAUUACCUGCAAAAUGCACCUGGUGGUGUGGUUCCGGGAGCACUGGGCUUGCAUCAGGCUACUGCAUCGAACAUCGUCAAUGCAAUAAUCAUCGGGUCAUAUAUCAUGCCUGUGCCUGCUGCCGUUGUUACCGAUAGCUGGCUGGGUCGCUACAAAACCAUGCUAUACGCUGCUAUCAUUGAAGCCAUCGGGGCAACUAUUCUUUUUGCCACGUCCCUACCCGUCGCGAUUCAUGAGGGGGCUGCUUUGGCCGGAGUAAUAACUGCCUGUAUACUCCUGGCCGUUGGAUCAGGCGCAUUCAAGACUGCGGUAGUACCAUUUAUUGCCGACCAAUAUGACGAGACCGAGUUUCGAAUCAAGACUCAGAAGGGGGGAAAGAGAGUUGUCACCAGCCGAGAGUUGACCAUGACUUAUAUCUAUAACGUCUUUUACUGGGCUAUUAACGUGGUGUGUUUUGUGGCUGAUGCCACACCGUUGUUGGAACGGCACUUUAUCCGGCAUUCGCCCACAAGUAACAUUAUGCCUCAGAUAUGCGCUGCCUUGGGAUAUGGGAUUACCGGUGGCUUCAAAAUGGAUACCGCAAAGCCAGAUGCCCAGCUUCAUCAGCACGGUCGACAAGUCCCCUGGGCAGACUCAUUUAUUGAAGAAAUUAAGAGGAGUCUGCUGACCUGCCGAGUAUUGAUUCUGUUCCCUAUUCACUGGCUUUGCUAUAACCAGAUAUUCAGCAACUUGAUCUCUCAAGCUGGGCAGAUGGUCACGUACGGUAUUCCGAACGACAUGAUGAAGAUUGCUGGGCCAAUCUCGGGGAUCAUCAUUGCGCCUAUCGUGCAAAAAGGGCUCUAUCCUUACGUUACAAAGCGACGAAUCUCAUUUGGACCGAUUGCACGGAUGACAGUCGGAUUCAUCUUUUUGACUCUCUCCAUGGUUUACACCACAGUGAUUCAGAUGAUCAUCUAUCAGGCCGGGCCAUGCUACGAUGCACCACUCUCAUGUGCUGCUUCCAAUGGUGGCACUAUCCCCAACCAGGUUUCGGUCUUUCUCCAAGUUCCGACGUACUUUGGUGGAGGAUUGGCGGAGGUGUUUUGCCUUACCACGGGAACCGAGUAUGCUUAUAACCACGCGCCUAAGAGUAUGAAGACCCUGGUCCAAGCAAUCUGGCUCGCUAUGGCUGGGGUCGGAACCUGUCUUGCCCUGGCCUUCACUCCGCUCACCAAGGACCCCCAUCUGGUCACGAUGUAUGCCAUUCUGACGGGGCUUUUGGGUGGAGCGACCGUUCUGCUGUGGGUUCUCUUCCGAAGCUUGGACAAGUCGAAGAUCAUGGAGGAUGUUGAAUAG